Messenger RNA from Gastrolobium bilobum, 1641 nucleotides. Its product is annotated as probable xyloglucan galactosyltransferase GT20. Gene Ontology annotation, molecular function: glycosyltransferase activity. The transcript has a single exon. The record is from RefSeq and is a predicted model, not a curated record. Lineage: Eukaryota; Viridiplantae; Streptophyta; Magnoliopsida; Fabales; Fabaceae. The coding region runs from base 1 to 1641 and encodes 546 amino acids.
AUGGCUGUGUCUAUAUCCAGAAAAAGAUCAAAAUCAUCUAGAAAAGUAGAAGCUAAACAAUCUUAUUUUGGCUUUACAAUCCUACACAACUUUCUUAGUCGAAUUUCUGCUGCAGUCCUCCUUCUAAUCCUUAUCUACAUGUGGUCUUCCUUCUCCACCAUUAUGACCGGAAACAUCAUUCAUGUUUGUUUUUCUUCAAGGAAGCUCAAUAGCCUCUACUGUCUUUCUGCAGGUACUCAUCCCUCCUUUGAAAUCCCAACUUCCUUAAGCAAGAACAGUUCUGUUACCCCUGGAAUUGAGGGUAAUGCAACUGAGCCUGGUAAGUUUCCAGGUACCCCAUAUCUGGUCACUAGUAGAGUAUCUAACAAUGAUAAAGAUGAGGAGAUUGCAAAAGCCGUUAAGGUUAUUGAGGAACAAUUGCAGGUUCAUCGAUCCUGGAGGUCAGAUAAAAGCUAUGCAACUUGUGAUGGUCAAGGAAUAUAUGUGUAUGAUUUGCCAUCCAUGUUUAACAAGGACUUGGUGGGUCAAUGCCGUGACAUGGUUCCAUGGCAGGAUUUCUGUAGAUAUUUCAGUAACGAGGGGUUGGGUGAGCCAAUAGCAACGCUUGGUAAGGGAUGGUAUCAAACUCAUCAGUACUCACUUGAACUCAUAUUUCAUUCGAGGGUCCUGAAGCAUCCAUGCAGGGUUUAUAGUGAAAACGAAGCAAAGCUCUACUAUGUCCCAUUCUAUGGUGGUUUAGAUAUCUUGCGAUGGCAUUUCAAGAAUGUGUCAAAUGAUGUGAAGGACAGUUUAGCUUUGGAAUUAUUGAAGUGGCUUGAGAGACAAAGGCCAUGGAAAAGGAAUUCAGGUAAGGAUCAUGUAUUUGUGUUGGGUAAAAUUUCAUGGGAUUUUAGGAGAAGUGGUGACUCUCCUUGGGGUACUAGAUUAUUAGAGCUUGACAAAAUGCAUAACCCCAUUAAGCUCUUGAUUGAACGCCAACCUUGGCAUGUGAAUGACAUUGGAAUUCCUCAUCCAACUUAUUUCCACCCUCAUUCAGACAGUGAUAUAAUGGCUUGGCAAAUGAAAAUCAUUAGAUCAAAUCGGAAAAACCUUGUAAGUUUUGCAGGAGCAGCACGCCCUGAUGCAGAGGACAAGAUAAGGACAAUGUUAAUCGAUCAAUGCACUUCAAAAGGUAAUGGUAAAUGCAAGUUUCUCAAUUGCAGUUCUGUCAAGUGUGAUGAACCAGAGCCAAUUAUAGAACUUUUUGUUGAGUCUGAGUUCUGCUUGCAACCUCCUGGGGAUAGCCCAACAAGAAAAUCUGUUUUUGAUUCACUCAUAGCAGGUUGCAUCCCAGUUCUUUUUGAUCCUUUCACAGCUUACUACCAAUAUCCAUGGCAUUUACCAAAGGAACAUGACAAGUACUCUGUGUUUAUAGACAAAAAAGAGGUGAGACAAAUGAAUGUGAACGUGGUGGAGAGGCUGACCAAUAUUUCAUCGAGAGAGAAAGAGAACAUGAGGAGGUAUAUUAUAUAUGAACUAUUGCCUGGACUAGUUUAUGGGGAUAACAACGCUGAGCUUGACAAGUUUCAGGAUGCAUUUUCCAUUACAAUGAAUAAUCUGCUUGAGAGGGUUAGCAGAUUAGAUGAAGCAUACAAGGACUGA